AUGGGUGUGGUGACGGUGACGAUUGUUGAGAACAAAGAAGUCACCCUCCACCCCAACGAAGAUCCCGCCGUCAUAGCCCGAUUCCAACGCGAAGUCAACCUCCUCUGCAACAACAAGAUCUUUUGCAACGCCAAAUCCCAAGUCCUCAUCAGGGACCAAGAGGUCUACGACCUCGUUGUCAAGGACGGCGUCGGCAUCGGACAGAUUUUCCGGUACUUGGACAAGCUGCCUUCGUUUGAUUUGCAUGGGUUGGGGAGGACGGAUCGGACGUUCUGGAGAGAGUAUUCGUUAAAAAUUCCUGGGGUUGAUUGUAGGUUGUUGGAGGUUUUCCCAUCGACGCUGUCGGAGGAUGGAUGGUUGCAUGCGCCUGAUGAGGAGGUUUGUUGGGAUGUCGAGAUGCAGCAGGAUGACAACAUUGCCUGGGUGAACCCUGAUCUUGAAGUCAAGUAG
Messenger RNA from Linnemannia hyalina, 450 nucleotides. Lineage: Eukaryota; Fungi; Mortierellomycota; Mortierellomycetes; Mortierellales; Mortierellaceae. The record is from the annotation of a GenBank genome assembly.